Molecule: messenger RNA, 876 nt
Organism: Fraxinus pennsylvanica
Lineage: Eukaryota; Viridiplantae; Streptophyta; Magnoliopsida; Lamiales; Oleaceae
Source: the annotation of a GenBank genome assembly
AUGGAGAAAUUAUUGAUAUUCGUCUUUUCAUUUAGUCUCUCUUUGUUUGGGGUAACUAGUCGUUCUGAAACAACGUUUAAUGUCCUUCAUUAUGGUGCAGUUGGUAAUGGUCGAACUGAUGACACCCAUGCUUUAGAGAUAUCAUCCGCUAACAAUGUUAUUCUAAGUGGUCUUACCUUUAAGGAUGUUCCUCAUAUGCAUGUCAUCUUAAAGUCCUUAACAUCAGUUUAUGUCUCGAAUAUAACAAUCGAUAGUCCAGGAGAUAGUCCAAACACCGAUGGCAUCCACAUUGCGGGGUCUACUAAUGUUUUCAUCGAUCAUUGCCGUAUUGGGACAGGCGAUGAUUGCAUUUCUAUAGUAACUGGAACAUCAUAUGUGAAGAUUAGCAACAUCGUAUGUGGACCUGGGCAUGGCAUAAGCAUUGGAAGUUUAGGCAAAUAUGGAAGCCAUGACACAGUCGAAAAUGUCGAAGUUAGUAAUGUUGUAUUCAUACGAACCACGAAUGGUGCUAGAAUAAAGACAUGGCAGGGAGGCAGUGGUUUUGCUAGAAACAUGAUUUUCGAGAAAAUCUUGAGUCACGAAUCAAGCAGAAUCAUUGAUAUUGACCAAUUCUACUGUGAUCACAUGCAUUGUGUAACACAGGAAUCAGCACUAAAAGUUAGCAACAUCACCUUUAGACAAAUACUUGGAACCUCGUCAACGCAAACUGCAGUAAAUUUAGCAUGCAGUUCGUCUGUUCCAUGUACGGAUAUAGUUCUAGACGACAUUUACAUUCUACAGAACGACAAACAAAGAGCUUCAGUUGCUUGCAACAAUGCUUAUGGAAGCGUGCAAGGAAUGAAGGUUCCUGAUGUAUCUUGCCUAAAUCAAAUGUAG